Molecule: messenger RNA, 273 nt
Organism: Sphenostylis stenocarpa
Lineage: Eukaryota; Viridiplantae; Streptophyta; Magnoliopsida; Fabales; Fabaceae
Source: the annotation of a GenBank genome assembly
AUGUACGCUGAUCUCGUGGAGAAUGGAGGGCGGAGGUCCUUGAAGGAGCGCCUUAAUGGGAAUGGUACUAGUGGUCUUACUCGGCUGCAAUCCAAGUCAUGCAGAGAUGAAAGGCUCCAGAUUGAAAGCAACGGUGGAGGCAAGGUGGUCCCAACAAGCAUGCAAGAUCUGAGGUGUCAGAGUGCUAAAAAUGCUUCUUUUGGUCGUGCACACCAGAUAGGUAGCACUGGUAAGGAGGUGAAGGUGAAGAGAGGGGAAAAGGACAGCUGUUAA